Messenger RNA from Macroventuria anomochaeta, 1280 nucleotides. RefSeq names its product ClpP/crotonase. Gene Ontology annotation, cellular component: peroxisomal matrix. The transcript has 2 exons. Gene Ontology annotation, biological process: fatty acid beta-oxidation. NCBI's taxonomy places the organism in Eukaryota, Fungi, Ascomycota, Dothideomycetes, Pleosporales, Didymellaceae. The record is from RefSeq and is a predicted model, not a curated record. Bases 331 to 1149 code for a protein of 272 amino acids.
CCUUUCUACCCCAUCUUUUGGCACAUUCAAGCCAAAUCGACACUUCUUUGCAGCGCGGCUUUACUCUCACACUCACAAGACCAAAUACUCAGGAGUUUCACAAUAUGCACCAGUGCUCCAUCUCCCGUGGUUGUAGGGCUGCGUCGGCUAUCGAUCGUUGUGAUAUCUGCUCUCCGCAUUCGAUUGAGCCUCGGCUCGAUUUACUGAUCUGACAUCUGCGACUCUCACCUCAGAGCUCUUGCGUAACAUAACGAAGCAUCUGGCAAACCUCCAGAGACAUCGACAUCACCAACAUUAAUUACAUCGAAUCGUUUUGGGAAGACCGUCAAUAUGUCCGAACCAGGUAUCCUCGUCGAAUACAAGGGCAAAGUAGCCGUCAUCACCCUCAACGUCCCCAAGAAACUCAACGCACUCAAUGGCGACCUCUACUACCAGCUCGCGCGCGCCAUGCACGAAGUCGCCGCCCACGAUGAGGUCUUCAUCACCGUCUUGACCGGCAAGGGGCGAUUCUUUUCCGCCGGCGCAGACGUGACCUUCGGCGCCGCCGCAAAGUCCUCCACCGACAUCGACGAGCGCCAAAUGUGGCUAAAAAACUUCGUCUCCAACAACCUGCACAUCACCCACGCCUUCUACACGCACCCCAAGAUCCUCGUCACCGCGCUCAAUGGCCCUGCCGUCGGACUUUCCGCUGCCUUGAUCGCGUUCUCGGACUUCAUUUACGCCGCACCACACGCCUACGUUCUCACUCCAUUCAGCUCGCUAGGUCUGGUCGCCGAGGGCAACGCAUCCUUCGCCUUCGUCAAGCGCCUCGGCAUCUCCAAAGCCAACGAGGCGCUCAUCAUGUCGAAACGCAUCAGCUGCGAAGAGCUCGUGCAAACCGGCUUCGUGAACAAAGUGUUCGAUGUCGGGUCGAACCACAGCCCCAAGUUCCUGGAGGAGGUGCUCAAGGAGGUCGACGACCGGCUGGGCGACCACCUCAAUGGAGAGAGUUUGGUCAAGAUCAAGGCGCUGAUUAGGAAGCCGGACAUGGAUACGCUGGAUCGGCAGGGAGUGGAGGAAGUGUUUGGGGGUUUGAGCAGGUUUUUGAAGGGUGUGCCGCAGGAGGAGUUUAGGAAGAUUGCGUCUGGGGAGAAGAAACAUAAGCUGUAGAGGAGCGAAGUGUGGAAAGAUGGAAAGAUGGGAAUGGUGUCUUGUUUAGGUGUUUUUGCUCUUUGAUGUGACCACGACUACGUUUGAGGUCUUGUACAUCGGACACUAUCCCAAGCUCACGCCCUCAGUAG